ACCAAUACGUAUCCCACAAUGCUUUGCUCUUCAAAGUGUGAGCGCGAAUGACACCACGUACUUUGUUCGGAUGUUGGCCACUGAAAGCUCAUUUCCACGACAAGAAAGUACACGACACGUGUUCGAGUGGAGACAAGCAUUUAUGUUGUGUUCUUGGUGGUGAACACUUUUGAACACCCGUGUCGGGAUAGUGCCAAAGCAGUCGUCUUGAGAGUUAGCCUGUGCUAACUGGCCACACACACAAGGGGAGUCUUGUUGCUGAAAAUGUCAUUAAUGGCCACAGGCAACAGCAGCACAGUUCUUCAAGAUGUUGUUGCCUACGUGGAUGUGUGGUCAUCUGACAAAAGAGCCAACUAUUCAAAAACUUUCAUUCAGCAGCUACUGCAAAUGGGCGCUCAGGUAGCAAAAAAAUUCAAUAAACAAGUAACGCAUGUGGUUUUUAACAACGGUCAUCUUGCCACAUGGAUGAAAGCCAAAAAGAGGGAUGUGAAGCUCGUCUCUGUUCUGUGGGUAGAAAGAUGUCUUGAUGAUGGUGUGCUGGCGGAUGAAGAGUUGUAUCCUGCCUUAAACGAUGAAACCAAUCAAGUGUUAAAAAACAGGAAACAUCGUUGCAUGCUGCCCAAAGACCGUCCAGUGAGAACGCCAGAAAAUGACAGACGCAUGAAGAAGAAGUUUGACGAGUUGAUGAAAAACAUGGCUCCCAAGCAAACAUUAUUCAUAGAUGAUUCACCUAUCAUCAUUGAUGAAGAGAAUCGAAUUGUGUACAGCCCGAGUUUUAAAGCAUCUGAUUAUAUGGCAGAGCGCUUGAAACACAUGAAAGACAAAAAUGAAAAUAUCGCACCCACAGCCUCGCCAAUGUCUUCAUCUGGAGUGAAGCCGUCACUGGGGAGCUCACCGACUGCCUUCAGUUUUUUUUAUGAAAACUGCGCUCAGGUUUCCAAUGCAACUGUUGCUGAGCCUGGUCACUCAUCUGACAAGACAAAAGAUGGUAAAGAGAGCAAUAGUACAGAGCAGGACAAACUUGACAAACCCCUUAACAAAGACUUUGAAAAGCCAUGGCUCUCACCCUGUCGUGACAUUGUAAUACACCGAUCCAUUAGUCCUUUGAAAUAUCCUGACUUGAUGAUCAGUGACGAGGAAAAUAAGACGCCAAAGAAGGAAAGGAUGGCUUCCGGAACAAAAUCCGAAACAAAGAAACCUAAAUCUGUGGGUGUAAUACAGAGUCUUGUGGAAGAGAUGACUUACACUGAUGGGAAGGAUGCUAGGAAAAGUAAGAUGAGGUCACAGAUGCAAUCUAGCAGCUCGAGAGAUGAGUUUGUAAAGGAAUGGCCAAAUAUUCAACCGUUUUGCACAGAGAGAAAGAACACCAAUUCUCCUGAAGCUGUCAGCUACUCUGGUCACAUGUUGGACGACACAAUAUAUAAUGACCAAUCAUCACCACAGAACAAGGGAACACGAGGCACACUCUCGCUCUCUGCGCUUGGACCUUCUUUUAGUUUGCCCAGCAAAUCUCGCAAUAUUGCUUCAAAUUCCCUUGAUGAAGAUGUGUUUGAUGACCUCUCAGCAAAUCACUACAAAAAGCCCGAGAGACCACUCUUGCCCAGGGAUUUCAACAUCCCUUCUGAGUUGGACUUUGUCCUCAAGAAAAGUAAACAAAGGAGAUCGGAAGGUGCUGCAAACCCUAACCUUGAAUCGAAUGUGUCCAAGAAGAGGAAAAGAGAGGAUAGUAAUCACAGUUGUGCUCCACCGUCAGUUGCAAAUUUCUGUCCAGCACAAGAUGUCAAAGAGAAUCUGCCUGCGUUUGAUCAUCCAAAUGAUCCCCGAACACUGUCUCCAAUAAAGCGAACAGAGAGGACGACCACCUUGGAGCUGGAAAAACACUCUGGUGUUUGUCAGUUUUCUCACACUUUUCGAAGCAGCACAAGCGAACACAAGGUCGCAGUUGCUUCAACGCAGAGACCCGAUGAAGGCCAGGAGAAACCCAAUCACGACCUCUGCUCUAUUUUUCAGAAAAUCAACAAAGUAAAGUCAAGAAGGACACUAGUCAUGACGAGCAUGCCUACAGAGAAGCAGAACAUGGUAGUUCAGGUGGUGAAAGCAUUGGGUGGCUUUUCUAUCGCUAAUCAUGUUUGCGAGAGCACAACUCACGUGGUUUCUGGGGAAUCCCGACGGACUCUCAAUAUUUUGCUGGGCAUUGCUCGCGGCUGCUGGAUCCUCUCUUUUGAAUGGAUUCUGUGGUGUUUAGAGCAAAGGCAGUGGAUUCCCGAGGAACCGUAUGAACUUUACGAGCAGUUUCCAGCAGCACAGAUCAGCCGUCUUCAGAGGCAUCUAUCUUCUGGGGACCACCUCCAGCAGGACCUGUUCCAGAACCAACCGCCCAUGUUUGUGUCCCAGAAUUCCCAGCCACCUGCUCCCAAUUUGAUAGAGCUGAUCGAGCUAUGCGGGGGGACAGUCUGCAAAACUGUGCGUCAGGCUGGAAUCUGCAUAGGGAAGUACAGCGGCAGGCGACCAGUGGAAAGUAGGAUUCUGUCUGAGCAGUGGGUGCUUGACAGCAUCACAAAUUUGAAGCUGAUUUCAUAUGAUAAUUAUGACUUGGCAUAAAAGCUGCUGAAUAUGCUGCACGCACAUCUUCAGUUUCUGCUGUUCAUCUUUCUUGGGAAAUUUGUGCUGUAGUACUAAACUGUAUUUACUCCAAUACAUCCUUCUAAUGCAGUUCUAGUGCAUCAUAAAAUACCUCUGUCAUCUCGAUGAUUACUUUCUUGUAAAAAGGUAAUGAGUUUUGAUCUUAUGAGAACUGUGAGAUUUUCAAAGUGUGCUAUUGUUUUUAAAGUGACAAUGGUUAAAUGGUAAUCCAAAUUGAACUCUUGCUUAGUGUGGGCAACAUUUUUGGUUCGCCUACCAAAAUAGGUGCACUUACCAAACCAAAUAUAAUCAGUCUCAGAGAAGUUAAUGUUUGCAGUCGUAAUGUAUGUUUUAAACGAGUUCUUUGCGCAGUAUUCUCAAAAUUCUCAUAAUAUGUGGAAACACUGUCUUUAAUUGUGAUUUGAAUUCCAGUAAACUGAUGUGAUAUGUCUA
Molecule: messenger RNA, 3075 nt
Organism: Syngnathoides biaculeatus (alligator pipefish)
Lineage: Eukaryota; Metazoa; Chordata; Actinopteri; Syngnathiformes; Syngnathidae
Gene: mcph1
Product: microcephalin 1
Exons: 15
Coding region: 265-2601 (778 amino acids)
Biological process (GO): mitotic cell cycle
Source: RefSeq, a predicted model, not a curated record